CGCCGCUCGAACGGCCUACAAAUAUAUGCAUCGAGCUCAAAACCUAUCAGGCCCGAGUUCCCCUGACCUAAAUGUUCGGUUGAAUUGAAGAAUAAUCAUGGAAUCCUCACCACCAGGCUUCACUCUCUUUCGGGAACUCCCCCUCGAACUCCGUCUCAAGAUCUGGUCCUUUAUCGCACCCGGCCCUCGAACCGUGUCCAUCAAAUACAAGGGCCUCUCAUGCUAUUCAACCGGGAAGGGAUUUUUGGCAGCCGCCGACUGGCGAAGUCCUGAUCCAAUUCCCAUCGUCCUGCACAUAUGUCGAGAGUCCCGGACUGAAGCUUUGAAAUCUUACCAGCUUGCAUUUGGAUCAUAUCUCCACCCUGGAAGAAUUUAUUUUGAUUUUUCCAAAGACACUUUGCGGUUUGGGAAUAGUCACAGAGAUGCUUAUAUGACCGUGCCGGAGAUGUUGCAGAGUGGACCGAUUGAUUACUUGCUUGAUGUCUUUCUUGGCGGGGACCCUUGUGGAGCGGACGAUGCGGAGAAGGUGAAGUACAUGAUCACCGAUAUUGAUGAGAGUGUUUAUGGGAGGAGGGCAUUUUGUUGGAAUGAGAUUCGUCUUUUCACGGGGUUGAAGAAGUUGACGAUUAUGCCUCGGGAUGAGGAUGAGAUGGCAGACGAACUUAUGAGAGGGUAUCAGGAUACAUUGAGAAAUGUUGCGAGCAAGCAUCUUGAGUGGGUGGUUCCACAAAUUGCGGUCGUUUCAGCAACGUCUGGGGCACUAUGGGGGACGUUGGAGCUCGAGACGUCGGACUGAUGCUCUUCUUGAGUAGGAGUAAAUGGGCUUGAGCGGGAAAUAUACAUCCUGAUUUUUUGGGUAAUGGCUUCCCUGAUCAUUGUACGAAAGCAAGAGUUGCCAAAACAAAAGCAUCAAAUCCGGGGUCUACCAAGAGAGCUUUCCACUCUAAGAAUUGAAUCAAAUGAAGUAUACCAAUACCCUGUAACGCGUUACUCUCUUUUUGCUCAACCAAUCAAGGCGUUUUCCAAUCUCAACAGAGAGGAACCCCAUGCGAUGAAGGUGGCCUUUUUC
Hyaloscypha bicolor E is the source of this 1069-nucleotide messenger RNA. RefSeq lists its product as uncharacterized. The coding region runs from base 98 to 796 and encodes 232 amino acids. The transcript has a single exon. The record is from RefSeq and is a predicted model, not a curated record. NCBI's taxonomy places the organism in Eukaryota, Fungi, Ascomycota, Leotiomycetes, Helotiales, Hyaloscyphaceae.